Brassica napus (rape) is the source of this 2687-nucleotide messenger RNA. Its product is annotated as F-box protein SKIP31. The transcript has 10 exons. Bases 151 to 1098 code for a protein of 315 amino acids. The record is from RefSeq and is a predicted model, not a curated record. Lineage: Eukaryota; Viridiplantae; Streptophyta; Magnoliopsida; Brassicales; Brassicaceae. Gene Ontology annotation, molecular function: protein binding.
AGGCCCAUUAAUAAAAACUGUUUGGCCCAAAUCUCGUCUCCAAUCUCACGCCACCGGCACAAUCGCCCAACCCUCUCGUUACUCUACCCCUUCCUCGCCCAUAUAAAAUCCACCGUCGCCGCCGGAGCUCCGAUCUUUACCACCCAAAAAAUGUCGCUCUCCGAUGAUGAAGACGAGUGCUUCGCUCGGUUCCUCGAAUCAGAAGUCUCAUCGGUAGAUGAUGAAGAAAAAACGAAAGAACCUGAACCAAAACGGCAACGUAUUGAGAAAGACAAAACAAAGGUGGUUGUAGACAAGGAUGUAGAUCAGAAGGAAAAUGGUCACAAUAAAGAUAGAAACGGUGCAAAGAGGAUAGAGAGUGGAGAUUUCACCAAAGUUCCUACUGAGCUGUUUCGCCACAUCUUCAAGUUCUUAUCCUCUGAGGAUCUUCUGUCAUGCUCUUUAGUGUGUAAAUUUCUCAACUUUACCGCCUCUGAUGAAUCCUUAUGGCGUCGCCUGUACUGUAUCCGGUGGGGUCUAAUGCCUUCAACUAGAAUGUUACGUGAAUGUGCUUGGAAGAAGCUUUAUAUCGAUCGUGACGAGAAGGAUAUGAUUGAACUGGUCAGAAGCUGUCCACCGGAUUUUAAAGUGUAUUACGUUCAAAUGCAAGCAGCAAAGCGAAGCCAAGCUCCUCUUCCCUCCGAGAUGGUGGAUGACAGGGUAGUUCUUGACAAAACAGUACUUGACAAAGUAUCUCUGUGGAAGAAAAGCAAGGGACUUACCAAUAAAGCUGUGAUUGGCCACGUUUGUUUGGGAACAAAAUGUGGUUACCAUCAGAUUGACGAUGUGUUCAUAUGCGAAGAGACUGGAAAUGUUCAUGUAUGUGAUGAGAACUGCAAGGAAGUGAUAUUUUGUCCAGACAGUGGGUGUAUGGUGUGUACUAUCUCAGGGCUUUGUUCUGACAGUUUGGUCUUAGAAACCGAUUCAGACACAGAUCAGGAAGAAGCUGAACUAGAAGCUGAAAUAUUAACAGAAAAGGGCCGUUUUGAUAGAGCUUUUGAAUUUGGAUAUAACUGCGAGAGUGAGCAGGAAUUAGAACGCACCUUUGGGUUCUGCUGAUCAAAAGUCUCAGCCUUCACGGUAGCACAUGUAUGGGGAGUGUAAUGGAUCAAAAGUAGCUCUUGUGUUGAGUAGUCUUUAUACUUUGUAUUUGUAAGUUAUGCAGAGCUUUUCUGUAAUUUUACUCGAUUGCCGCUUGAAAAGUGUUUACAUGUGGUAAUUAAGUUCCAAGCAAAUCCUAUUGGUACUAGUUAGUAGUUUCCAAUAGCAACGAAGUUUCAUAAGUUCUCUAUCUAUUGAAUAUAUUUGGGGAAUCAGUAUCAUUAUGUGUUAGUUUAUUUUGUUACGAAAAGAAAUCCGAAAGUAAUAAUAAUUUCGUGUAGAUUCUUCGAUCCUUUACGCAUUUUUCUCAUUUAAAAAAGAGUAGUUAUAUACACCACCCAACUAACGCAUGCAUGUUGGUAGGGAUCACGGGUCCGUCCAUUCAUUACGCGUUCCCGCAACGCUAAAUAUUACGUAACAAAACUAUUCUUAUCUUUAUCUCAAUUGACCCCCAUAUUUUAUAAUACUUCAUAAGCGCCCCGCAAGUUAGUAUGGGCUCGAAUAUUCAUAAUACAAUUAACCAAAAUUCACUAAAGAUUUCAAAUAAGUUCUGAAUAAACAAACCAUUACUACCACCAUUACAUGUCUGAUGUAGUGAUGUAUCGUUGCUGGAAGACCUGGACUCGAUUAUUAUUAAUGAGGAAUACGUGUCCAAUUAGGAAUCAUACUCAAAGUAUGAGGACCAUAAGAUCAAAAUAUAUCCUUUUGGAAACCGUGCCGCUUAAGGAAAUAAAUGUAUGGCUUAAGCAAACCCCAUCAAUACAUAUCUCCAAAUAUCUUAUGUUUUGUUUUCUGCUCCAAUCCUGUUUCGACAUUGUUUCGCGAUUCGUCUCGGGUUUUGUUUUGUUGAUUGAGAGAAAACAUGGGAGGUGAGGAAGACAAAGACAAAGGGUUUUUUGGGUACCCACCCGCUGGAUACCCGCCGGGUCCUGGGGCUUAUCCACCAGCUGGAUACCCACCCCAACAAGCUUACCCUCCCCCACCACCUGGUGCCUACCCACCUGCACCUGGUUAUCCUCCGGGUGCAUACCCACCUCCACCUGGUGCCUACCCUCCUGCUCCUGGUUAUGGUGGUUAUCCUCCUGCGCCUGGUCAUGCUGGUUAUCCUCCUGCUGGCUAUCCUCCUCAUCACUCAGGGCACGCAGCUGGAAUCGGGGGUAUGAUUGCAGGUGCUGCAGCUGCCUACGGAGCUCACCACAUAGCUCAUAGCUCUCACGGUCCUUACGGACACGCAGCAUAUGGUCACGGAUUUGGACAUGGUCAUGGCUAUGGCUAUGGUUAUGGUCAUGGUAAGUUCAAGCACGGGAAGUUCAAGCAUCACGGAGGCAAGUUUAAACAUGGGAGGCAUGGGAUGUUUGGAGGAGGUAAGUUCAAGAAGUGGAAGUGAUCUAAAAACCUCUUUUAAUCUCAUCUCUCGCCGGUUCAAGUUUGACAAUUGAGGCUUUAAUAAUGAUUAUGAUAUCACAUGUUGUACUAUGAAGCUAUAUAUGGUUUUAUGAUAUUACUGAUUCUGUUUUUAAUAUAAUUUCAUAUAUUAUGCCCUUGUA